Molecule: messenger RNA, 3099 nt
Organism: Didymodactylos carnosus
Lineage: Eukaryota; Metazoa; Rotifera; Eurotatoria; Philodinida; Philodinidae
Source: the annotation of a GenBank genome assembly
AUGGCUAGUGAGACAAAAACCAAUAAGGAAGUUUGCUCCGAUAUUAAGGAAAAGACGGAAUUAUGGCUAAAAUGGGAUCAAUGUGAAACAACAAAAAAAGAAAUUCAAGAUCUAAAGGACCAAAAUAAAUGGGAUGAUUUAGGUGCUCGUUUGUGUCAUCGUAUUCAAUUUGGUACAGCUGGUUUAAGAGCAAGAAUGGGUGCUGGAUUCGGGCUGAUGAAUGAUCUAACAGUUAUUCAAGCAACGCAAGGGUUUUUACGUUACUUACAACAAGAAUUUAAAGGCGAUUUAUCUUCUGCAGGUGUUGUGAUUGGAUUUGAUGCAAGACAUAAUUCACAUCGAUUUGCGCAGCUUGUAGCAGCAUUAUUCGUAUGUGAAGAUGUUAAAUGUUAUUUGUUUAAUACCACAGUUCCAACGCCAUUCAUCCCAUUUUCUGUUAAAUAUUUGAAUUGUAAAGCAGGCAUUAUGGUAACGGCGUCCCAUAAUCCAAAAGAUGAUAAUGGUUACAAAGUGUACUGGGAAAAUGGUGCACAAAUUGUUAGUCCACGUGAUUCAAAUAUAUCAGAUCAUAUUGAGCAAAAUCUAGAACCGUGGAAACAAAAAGCAUGGAAUUUAGACAUUCUAAAAACUUCAAAUAAAGUCUGUGACCCAAUGAAACAGGUUUUUGAUGUUUAUUUCAAAGAAUUACGUCGUCACUGCUAUUUUCCUCAGUUAAAUUCGUCUCCAAAAGCACCAAAAUUUGUUUAUACUCCCAUUCAUGGAGUCGGUCAACCUUAUGCUGAAGAAGCUUUCAAAGUAUUUGAAUUUAAACCAUUUAUAUCGGUGAAAGAACAAAAAGAGCCAGAUGCUGAAUUCAGAACUGUUAAAUAUCCAAAUCCUGAAGAAGGUCAAUCGACGUUGGAACUAGCACAACAAACAGCAAACGAAAAUCAAUGUGAUUUUAUUUUGGCUAAUGAUCCAGAUGCUGAUAGAUUUGCUCUAGCUGAACGAGAUCCAAUGGGAACAGUGCAGACUGGAUGGAGAAUAUUAACAGGAAACCAGCUGGGAGCACUCUUAGGGUGGUGGCGUUGGUUUACGUGGCGUAAUGCUAAUCCUGAUGUUAAUGUUGAUGAUGUGUAUAUGUUAUAUUCAACAGUUUCCUCUCAUAUUUUAAAAUCAAUUGGAGAAGUUGAAGGGUUUCAUACUGUUGAAACGUUAACCGGGUUCAAAUGGCUUGGAAACAAAUCAGAUCAGUUAAUCAAAGACAAGAAACAUGUGUUAUUCGGUUUCGAAGAAGCAAUCGGUUAUAUGUGUGAUCCGUAUAACGUGUUGGAUAAAGAUGGUAUAUCUGCAUGCGUCAUUGGCGCUGAAUUGUGCACUUAUUUGAAAUCGAUCAAUCGUACUCUAUACGAACAACUUGAUCACCUAUCAACAAUAUACGGUUACCAUAUAAAUGACAAUUCUUAUGUAUUUUGCUAUCAAACAGAUAUUAUGUUAAAAAUAUUUGAUCGAUUACGUCAUUUUGAUCGUGGAGAUGAGAAAAAAAAUACACAACAAUCAACAAAAUCAAAACAAGGUGAAACAGCUGCCCAUCAACCUGAACCCAAAGAAGCAAAUGUAAUUGUUCAAUAUUCGAAUAAAAUUAAAUCUCAUAUUACUUCAGAAGAAAAUGAACAGAAAUCUGCUAAAAGUAGUGAUGAAACCUAUGUGUAUCCAAAAACGUGUGGAAAAUAUAAUGUAACCGGUAUUCGUGAUUUAACUGUUGGAAUUGAAGCGGAUUUUAGAAAUGAAAAAGAUAAAAAGCCAGAAUUACCAUGUUCAUCAGCCACACAAAUGUUAACAUUUUAUUUUGAUAACGGAUGUGAAAUAACAAUUAGAGCGUCAGGUACUGAACCAAAAAUUAAAUGGUAUUCAGAAAUACGUAAGAAAUCGUCGAAUAUGGAUAAAAAAGAAUUACAUGAAGAAUUUCGUCAACAAACUCGACAAGAAUUACAAGAACUAUUAGAAACGUGUAUAAAAGAAUUUUUACAACCAGAAAAAAAUGAAUUAAUCGAAAGAGAAACAUCAAGAAAUUCUCAUAUAAAUGAUGAUCAACAAUCUUCGUCGUUCAUUGACAUCGAAGAAGUCGUAGAACAGCCACAUUCUCGUUCUAAUUUAACAAAUGAUCAAGUUCGUCUACAUCGUUUACAAAUCUAUGAACUCGAACGUCAAUCACAAUUGAAACAAAUUCGUCGUAUUGAAAAAAUUGAAAUUGAUGUGCAAGAUUCAAUACAAAAUAUUAAAUUACUAAUGAAUAAAUCUUUAUCAACACCGUACAAUUGUGCUCAACAUAUCUCAUCAGUUCUAGUUGAACGUUCUUGUUUAGCACUAUUAGAUGGAAAUAAAAUUUGGGAUAUGAAUCGACCAUUAGAACAUGAUUGUCAAAUGAAGUUUUUACAUUUUCUAGAAGAAAAUCCCUAUGAACAAAAUAAAGCCUAUUGGAGAACAUGUUCAUUUAUUAUCGGAUAUUUACUAGAGACAGCGUUUAAAUCAAAUUAUUUUAUUGAAUUAUGUUCAUUUCCACCGCCACAGUUUGAACACGGAUCAGUUGUUUAUGAUGCAAAACUAAAUCUAGGUAACUGGAAACCAUCUUUUGAAGAUCUACGUUCAUUGUCUAUUCAAGCUUAUAAAUUACGUGAUUUAAAUUUAAAAUUUGAACCGUUACAAAUAAAUCGUGAAUGUGCAGAAGAAAUGUUUAAAUAUGAUCGUUACAAACUGCAACAAAUUCCAUACAUGUUAAAACAGCGAGUAGCCGAAGAACAACCACGUUUAACCGUUUAUCGAAUGGGCAGUGAGACACAUCAAGGUCAUGUUGACAUUACGCAAGGACCAUUGAUAUCAAAUACAGGUCAAAUUGGUCGAUACGAAUUCGCUGCGAUUCACGAUAUCACUUCAAAAACAUACGGCGAAUUACAGCGAAUACAAGCUCUAUCGAUUCCAGCACAGUUACAUUUGCAUUAUUGGACAUUUGACUUUUUACUACAACGAGCAAAAAAAUUAAAUCCCGCUAGUCUACCAGAUUUACCUAAUAAGAAAAAAGAAGAAUCGACUUUGACCGAGGAAGAAAAUAGACAACAGUAA